ACAGUCUUGAAUGCAUUAGUAAAGUAAGUUUGACAACAGAUUGUUGGAAAUCAAAAAAUCAAAAGAUUGAGUACAUGGUUGUCACUGGCCAUUGGAUUGAUUCUUCGUGGAGAUUGCAAAAGAGAGUUUUAAGCUUCAUCAACAUUCCACCACCGAGGGGAGGUCUUCAGAUUUCUGAUGCCAUAUUCAAAUGCAUGAAAGAGUGGGGCAUUGAAAAGAAAGUUUUUACAAUUACAGUUGAUAAUGCUUCAAGUAAUGAUUCUGCUAUUCGGUAUAUGAAGGAUACACUCCAAAGAUCAAGAAGUUUGGUAUGUGGAGGACGUUUAUUUCAUGUUCGUUGUUGUGCGCACAUUUUGAACUUGUGUGUACAAGAUGGAUUAGAAGAGAUCCGACACAUCAUUAGUGAUGUUAGAGAUAGUGUGGAAUAUGUGAACCGAUCAGAGGCUAGGCGUAUACAAUUUGCAGAUUGUGUGCAACAAUUGCAAUUGAAAGAUAGAAAAUUGAUUCGUGAUUGUAAGACUAGAUGGAACUCGACUUUUGAGAUGUUAAGUUGUGCACUUAAGUUCAAAGAAGCUUUUAAGAUGCUACAAGAUCGUGAUCCAUUCUUUGACAGUUGUCCAUCGGAAGCUGAUUGGGAUAAUGUUAGCAAAGUUUGCUCAAUAUUAGAGGCUUUUUGGAUAGCAACUCACGUAAUUUCAGGUUGUGAGUACCCAACUUCAAAUUUAUUUCUUCAGGAAGUUCAAAAAAUCAAAUCAGCAUUGGAUGGUCGUGUAGAUGAUGAAGAUUCCUUUAUUCGAAAUUUGGUUCUGAUAAUGAAGAUGAAGUUUGAUAAAUAUUGGGGUGAGUGUAAUUUGUUGAUGGCUAUAGGUGCUGUAUUUGAUCCAACAAAAAAAAUGCUUGCAGUUGAAUUUUGUUUUCCUAGACUUUAUUCUAGUAAGGAAGCUGCAGAAAAUAUUUCAAAAGUGAAGGAGAUCAUUAAUACUCUUUAUGAAGAGUAUGUUGCUAAAUCAAUCAACCAAGGAAUUUUUACAAGUCCGGCAGGUUCUUCAAUGGCUUUUGAGAGCCAAGUCAGCCACCAAAGUUCUACACAUACUUGGGAUGAUUUUGAUGCAUAUUGUGCACAAGUUGAGACUGCAGAACCUAAAAGAUCAGAGUUAGUGGACUAUUUAGAAAAAGGGCGUCUUAAAAAGAAUGAGCUUCCUAGUGACUUUUCUUGUUUGGACUGGUGGAAGAUGAAUAGAAUGCAGUAUCCAAUACUGUCAAGAAUGGCGGCAGAUAUUUUAGCUAUACCUGUUACUAGUGUGGCUUCAGAAGCAACGUUUAGUGCUGGAACAAGGGUAAUUGAUUCUUAUCGUGCAUCAUUGUUACCGGAAACAGUACAAGCUUUACUUUGUGGGGGUGAUUGGCUUCGACAUAUACACGGAGUUACCAAAAAUAAAAAAGAUAAAUCGUACCAAGAAAUUUAUCUACCUUUAUCCAACUCAUGAAAGUACGAUGAAGACUUGUAGUUGAUGUGGAAUUGUCAGCUUGUAUGGACUAUUGAGUACUUUGAACUAUGCAGUUUGGACUUAUGAUGUAUUAUUAGUAAUGUAUGAGUACAAAAAUUAUUAUUAUUAUUUGAUGCAUCAUGCAUGUAGUUAAUUAAGUCAAAUUCGAGCUCCAACACGAGCUCGAACUCGAGCCAUGACGAGUCGAUAUUCGGCUCGAGCUCGAGCUCGAGUUCGAACAGUCGAGCCAAUCGAGCCGAGCUCGAGCUGCUCGAAAAUAAGACGAGCCGAGCUCGAGCUUCAUUUUUUGAGCUCGAUCGAACUCGAGCCGAGCUCGAGCUCUCAUGUUUCGAGUCGA
This is a messenger RNA of Ipomoea triloba (trilobed morning glory), 1845 nucleotides long. Its product is annotated as zinc finger BED domain-containing protein RICESLEEPER 2-like. Gene Ontology annotation, molecular function: DNA binding; protein dimerization activity. The record is from RefSeq and is a predicted model, not a curated record. NCBI's taxonomy places the organism in Eukaryota, Viridiplantae, Streptophyta, Magnoliopsida, Solanales, Convolvulaceae. The transcript has 5 exons. Bases 75 to 1487 code for a protein of 470 amino acids.